AAAAAAGAAAGUGAAAGAAAGCAGGGGAUUCUUAUCCUACACCCACCCCUUUACCUUAUUAGUUAAUAGUUAUACUACUUUACUGUUCUCAUACCCUUCCCCAUUUCUUAGGGGAGGUCCUAAAUUCACUGCCUUUUUUCUGAUAGUCUUGAUAAAAUGCAGUCCCAGUUUGCUUUUCUUCUCCAUCUACUAGUAUGAUCUCUAUUACUCUUUGUUUUUGUUCAUGUUUUUUGAUCUUUUUCCGCUAUUGCAUUGAUGUGCGAUCUGUCCAACUUUGGAGCUGAGUUGGAUGUGUGAUGAUGAAUUCCGAAGACUAAUUUGCAUUUGUUGGCCGUAAUUAUGGAAUUUCAAUCUCUUUGAGAUCUGUGUGCCUGUAAAGAUAUUUUUCGAGACGAACCCAUCCAAAGGAUCCACUUUUUGUAUAUUGUGAUUAGUCAAUAGACCAUCAAUGUGGUCUGAUCUACACGGUUUGAAUGGAUGUCUGUAAACCUGAGCAAGCAUUACUACAGAAGCAAUCUACGGCACAGCUAACCAAAAGGCAGCCAUUACUCCCAGCCGAGAACAAGAACAAGAAUGGAGCUGCUUUUCGGUCACAAGCCCGUGAAGUUAGCUCAAGGUACAGAUCACCUACACCAUCCACAGCCAAACGCAACCCUCCCCCAAACACCACCCCAUCAUCUUCACUCUCAUCCUUGUUUGCUCCGAAAAGGGCCACAUCAGCCGAGAAAAAACGGCCCUCCCGACCAUCAUCCCCAUCGACACCUAUCCAGGAUACAUCUUCCGAAAUGAUCUCAAGAAAACUGGUUUGCAGCAACAAGUUACCCGAGUCUUUAUGGCCUACCACUAUGCGUAGCCUCAGCGUCUCUUUUCAAUCCGACACUUACUCUAUUCCUGUUAGCAAACGAGAAAAGCCAGUUUCGCAUCAAAAUGUUGCUCACAGACAACAACAGGCUGAGAAUUUGGGCUCGAGGAAGCCCACGCCAGAACGGAAGAGGAGCCCACUUAAGGGGAAGAAUUUCCCCGACCAAGCAGAAAAUUCUAAACCCAUCGAGAGUUCAUCACAUUCUCGUCUAGUCGAACAACACCGAUGGCCGAGCAGAAUUAACGGCGCUUUGAAUAGAAGCAUCGAUUUGGGUGAUAAGAACGGCGCAAGUCCUAGGCUAUCACGCUCAGGAAGUGGCACCUCUUUCCUGAGGAGGUUAUCUCUUGAGAGUGGGGCAACUAAGCCUCCACACAAAUCCACGAGUGAUUUGCUGAUGCAAUUGGCUUCGAGUGGAUGUUCAGUGGAUGAAAGUUUACUUCAGGCGCAAAAGCCGGGACCUUCAAGUUCAUCUGAUAGGAUGCAGUUGGUGAAAGCUGCAUCUCGGGCCUUGAGUAGCCCAUCUAGAGGUUCGCGGGCUUCUUCACCAUCUCGAGGGAAGCCUUUUAACAGCCCUUCCUCUAGAGGGUCAAGUCCUUCCAGACAACCUCAAGGACCUUUGGCUUCUGUUCUUUCUUUCAUAGCGGAUAUUAAGAAUGGAAAGAAGGCGGCAAACUACAUAGAGGAUGUGCAUCAGCUGCGGAUGUUGUACAACAGACACUUGCAAUGGCGGUAUGCGAAUGCCCGUACUUGUGCUGCCUUGCAGUGUCAGAAAAUGAAAGCGGAGAAUAUGUUGUACAGCGUGUGGAUUAUAAUUGCAGAUCUUUGGGACUCUAUAAUGGAGAAAAGGAUGGAACUCCAGGAGCUUAGGCUCAAGUUGAAGCUUGACUCAGUUUUGAACAAUCAAGUAACUUCUCUUGACGAGUGGGCUUUAAUCGAAAGGGAUCAUGUUAACUCGUUAACAUGGGCCAUCCAAGAUCUGCAGGCAAGCACGAUUCGUAUUCCAGUCAUCGGAGGAGCGAGGGGAGAUGUUGAAACCGUUAAAGCGGCAAUAUGCGCUGCUGUUGAUGUUAUGCAGGCAAUGGGAUCCUCUUUGUUUUCCAUACUUUCAAGGGUGGAGGGGAUGAACAGCUUGGUGUCUGAACUUGCUAAUGUAGUGGCACAUGAGAGAGCUGUGCUCGAUGAAUGUGAAUCAGUUUUGGGCUCGACAGCUGCAAUGCAGGUGGAAGAAUACAGCCUUGGGACCAAUCUGUUACAGAUGAAACAAACAUGGAGGAAUGGGGAAUCGUCUUUAUACGGAUAUUAAGAUGAAUUUAUUGGUUUCGUAUAUCAUAUGCUAACACAACUUGAGAGUUUACUCGGCAAUGACUUUGGCCGGGAAGUUUUCUGUCAGUGUAAAUCGGCAUUUUUCCACAUUGCCUUCUUGUUUUGGUUUCAACACUAUAGGUAUAGAGUUAGAAUAUUUAAGAUUGAUUUUAUCUAUCAUC
This is a messenger RNA of Striga asiatica, 2346 nucleotides long. NCBI's taxonomy places the organism in Eukaryota, Viridiplantae, Streptophyta, Magnoliopsida, Lamiales, Orobanchaceae. The record is from the annotation of a GenBank genome assembly.